Fusarium odoratissimum NRRL 54006 is the source of this 1314-nucleotide messenger RNA. RefSeq lists its product as uncharacterized. Gene Ontology annotation, molecular function: transferase activity, transferring alkyl or aryl (other than methyl) groups. Gene Ontology annotation, biological process: alkaloid metabolic process. The transcript has 3 exons. The record is from RefSeq and is a predicted model, not a curated record. The coding region runs from base 1 to 1314 and encodes 437 amino acids. NCBI's taxonomy places the organism in Eukaryota, Fungi, Ascomycota, Sordariomycetes, Hypocreales, Nectriaceae.
AUGGCAUCGAAAUCAGAGCCUCUUCCUGCUAAAAUGCCUGUAGCACUAGUGGACCAAGAAGAAGCGCUUCAAAACACAGGAGAGAGUAACACGACCUCGUAUCUCAAAGCGAAAGAAGAUGGCCUAGCAUUCUGGACGGAGCACACCAAACCGGUUCUCACCUCUCUUCUCAAAUCCGUUGGAGAUUACACUCCCGAACAACAAGCUGCUCAUCUUGAGUUCCUUGACAACUAUAUCAUCCCGAGCAUGGGGCGUGCGCCUGAAAAGUACCGUGCAAGAUCACUCCUGACCCCAAAUGGCUCACCAUUCGAAACCAGUCUCAACAAUAGUGACAGCGGCAAGUCAUACGUGCGCUUCUGCUACGAACCUGUGUUUCCAGGCUCAGAUGGUGUCACUGAAGAUCCCAUUCCAAGAAUUGCCGAGAAGACAGGUGCUGAUCUCCGCUGGUUCAAUCAAUUUGCUGCCGAGUUCUACCCGUCGGAGGAAGAUGCUGUGACUCUGGCGGAGAAGAUGCCAAAGGAUACUAUUCGCAUACCCAAGGUGUUUCUGGCCUUUGACCUCAAAGAUGACAAGCAGACUAUGAAGGCAUAUUUCUACCCUGUUAUCAAGUGGAUGACAGCAAAGCAGAACUCGGACAGAGCUGGGUUUGACCUCAUCCGACGACUUGAUCCCCUCGGUCCAUCGUUUGGACCUGCCAUCGACACGAUCGAGAAGUACCAGAGCAAGCUGUAUCAAGAUCCACCACUUACUGUGGUCAUUGGUAUCGACUGCAUAAGUCCCGAAGAAGGCCCCCGAGUCAAGAUCUACAUCGAACCUCAGUCCAACACCUGGGAAGCAGUUGUACAACAUGUCACCCUAGGAGGCCAAGUAACAGACAAAAUGACAAUGGAUGGUCUAGCAAUUCUUCGCGAUAUGUGGCAUAUCCUCAUAAACGAGCCAGAGGACAAGGAGUUUGAUGAGAAGUUCUCAAAGAGAAUAUUAGAAGACAAGCCAGAUGUUAGUGGAGCAUGCUUCAGCUGGGAACUCAAGCCUGGCCAGGACGUCCCUGACGUCAAGAUUUAUGUCCCUUUGAAUCAGUACUUCAAGAAUGACAAGUAUGCUACCGAAGCAAUGGAGAAAGUGUUUAGGAAGAGAGGAUGGGCCUGGGGCAUAGAGGGCACAUACAAGAAGAUUGUGUCGGAUGCAUAUGGGAGCGAUGUUGUCGACGAUAUGGUUGAGACGCCAACUGAGCAUACCUUUGUCUCAUUCAACUUCUCCCAGAAGAAGGGGGCGUACAUGACAACAUAUGUGGCACCAUUUGUGAGGUUUCCUUAA